AUGGCGGGUAGCGGGGCCGGGACCGGGGUCGGCCCGGGCGCGGGCGCGGGGCCGGGGCCGGGGGCCGCGCCGCGGGCGCCCCGGGCGGCGCUGGCGCUGGCGGCGGCGCUGCUGCUCGGCGUCUACGCGCUGAGCGCCCUCCCGGGCCGCCCCGCGCCGCCCGGCCCCGGCCCCGGCCCCGGCCCCGGCCCCGGCCCCGGCCGGCGGCGCCUCCCGCAGGCGCUGAUCGUGGGCGUGAAGAAGGGCGGCACGCGCGCGCUGCUCGAGGCGCUGCGGCUGCACCCCGACGUGCGCGCGCUCGGCGCCGAGCCGCACUUCUUCGACAGGUGCUACGGGCGCGGCCUGGCCUGGUACCGGAGCCUGAUGCCCCGCACCGUGGACGGACAGAUCACCAUGGAGAAGACUCCCAGCUACUUCGUCACCCGGGAGGCCCCGCGCCGGAUCCACAGCAUGUCCCCCCACACCAAACUGAUUGUGGUGGUGCGAAACCCCGUGACCCGAGCCAUCUCCGACUACGCCCAGACCCUGUCCAAGACCCCAGGCCUGCCCAGCUUCCGAGCGCUGGCCUUCCGCCACGGCCUGGGCCCCGUGGACACCGCCUGGAGCGCGGUGCGCAUCGGCCUCUACGCCCUGCACCUGGACCGCUGGCUGCGCUACUUCCCGCUGUCCCGCUUCCUGUUCGUCAGCGGCGAGCGCCUGGUCAGCGACCCCGCCGGGGAGGUGGGACGCGUGCAGGACUUCCUGGGCCUUACACGUGUGGUCACCGGCAAGCACUUCUACUUUAACGCCACCAAGGGCUUCCCGUGCCUCAGGAGGGCCCCCGGGAGCGGCCGGCCUCGCUGCCUGGGCAAAUCCAAGGGCCGCUCUCACCCCCGUGUGGCCCCGGCCCUGCUUCAGCGGCUGCGUGAUUUCUACCGGCCCUUCAACCGCAAGUUCUACCAGAUGACUGGCCAGGACUUCGGCUGGGACUGAGCCGGGGCAG
Molecule: messenger RNA, 982 nt
Organism: Dipodomys spectabilis (banner-tailed kangaroo rat)
Lineage: Eukaryota; Metazoa; Chordata; Mammalia; Rodentia; Heteromyidae
Gene: Hs3st6
Product: heparan sulfate-glucosamine 3-sulfotransferase 6
Exons: 2
Coding region: 1-972 (323 amino acids)
Molecular function (GO): [heparan sulfate]-glucosamine 3-sulfotransferase activity
Source: RefSeq, a predicted model, not a curated record